AUGAAGGCUGCUGCAACUGGACGGUUUCUUCUGGUGCUCAUGGCUUGCAGCGUGCAUGCUGUCACCCGCAGCAGCAGCAACACCACUCCUGGGAACCAAACAGAUCGACUAUCACUGCUUGAAUUCAAGAACUCGAUCAGUUUGGAUCCACAGCAAGCAUUGGCUUCUUGGAAUGACAGCACUCAUUUCUGCAAUUGGGAAGGUGUCACGUGCAGGACGACAAGCAAUCGUGUCACUAAUCUUGAUCUUGGAAAUCGAGGUUUAGUCGGCCAAAUAUCUCCUUCGCUCGGAAACCUGACAUUCCUGAAACAGCUGUCCCUAGCAACAAACAGAUUCAGUGGACAAAUCCCAGCAGCCCUUGGCCAGUUGCAUCGCCUCCAAACCCUCUACUUGAGUAACAACACGUUACAUGGAGUUAUACCUACUUUUGGAAACUGUUCCAAUCUGGAGAUACUAUGGCUCAAUGGGAACAAUCUCGUUGGAGGAUUUCCGGACCUGCCACUUGGACUUAAACAGCUGGAGCUUGGAUCUAACAAUCUUUCAGGCACCAUCCCUCCUUCUCUUGCCAAUAUCACAACACUUAAGGUGUUGGGCUUCAAUUACAAUAACAUUGAGGGAAACUUCCCACAUGAGUUUGCGAAGUUUCCGGAGCUACAGCGUCUGCACACUGGUGACAACCAUUUGGUAGGUAGUUUUCCACAGGCCAUCCUGAAUCUUUCAACCCUCGUUUCCUUUCGUAUUGCAAUGAACGAUUUAAGCGGCGAGGUGCCACCUGGCCUAGGUAGCUCUCUUCCCAACCUCCAAAUUCUUCUAAUAGACUACAACUUUUUCCAUGGUCACAUCCCUUCCUCGUUGGCCAAUGCAUCAGAUCUGCGCAUGAUUGAUAUGUCAAACAACAGUUUCACUGGCGUGAUCCCUAGUUCCAUUGGCAAACUUGGCAAUCUCUACGGGCUGAAUCUUGAGUUCAAUAAACUUAAAGCUCGUAACAGUCAAGACUGGGAGUUUAUUUACAGCUUAGGCAACUGUAGUAAGCUACAAGGAUUAUCAGUAUUUGACAAUCAGCUAGAAGGCCACGUACCAACUUCAUUAGGUAACCUUUCUGUUGAACUGCAGAUAUUAUUACUGGGGAAUAAUCAAUUAUCAGGUAGUUUUCCUUCUGGCAUCGCAAACCUUCGCAACCUGAUGUGGUUAGGACUAGGUGGGAAUCAAUUUACAGGCAAGGUUCCAGAAUGGCUUGGAACUCUAAACAGUUUACAAGUGAUGAAUUUAGGUAACAACAACUUCACAGGGUUUAUUCCAUCAUCCCUUUCGAACUUGUCUCAGCUAUUAUAUCUCUAUCUUGAAUCCAACAAAUUCGAAGGGCAUUUACCUGCAAGCAUAGGAAAUCUUCAAAAUCUUCAACUAUGUGACUUUUCAAAUAACCUUCUUCAUGGUGGUAUUCCCAAAGAGAUGUUUGGAAUUCCAGCAAUCCUUCAUAUUGAUUUAUCUGUAAACCACCUGCAUGGGCAACUCCCUUAUGAAGUAGGCUAUGCCAAGGAGCUCAUAUAUUUGAAUCUUUCGUCAAAUAUGCUGUUUGGAGACAUUCCAACCAAUAUAGGUAAUUGUGAAAACUUGCAGUACAUAGGGUUGCAACAGAAUAGUUUCGGAGGAAGCAUACCCGUUUCACUAGGCAACAUAAGGGGUCUAGAAGUUCUGGACUUGUCUCACAAUAAUUUGACCGGGUCAAUACCGAUGUCCCUCACAAACCUCCAAUACCUUGAGCAACUAGAUUUGUCAUUCAACAACAUCAGCGGUCAGGUCCCAUUGAAAGGGAUAUUCAGUAAUGUGACUGCUGUGAGGAUUGAUGGAAAUCCAGGGCUUUGUGGUGGGCCAUUGGAGCUACACCUACUCGCAUGCCAUGUCAUGCCUGCUAAUUCAAAGUGUGCUGCAGGCGGAGCUGUUUCAAGUGCUGGGGAUGUAUACAGCUUCGGGAUUGUUCUACUUGAAAUAUUUUUGCGAAGGAGGCCAACUGAUGAUAUGUUCAAUGGUGAGAUGAACAUUACAAAAUUUGUUGAGAUGAACUUUCCUGACAGGAUACCACAGAUAAUAGAUCCUGAACUACUAGUAGAGCAACAACAUUUAUGUCCAGAAACUUCAGUGGCCAUGAAGGAGAAAAGCUUGGAGUGUUUGCUUUCAGUCCUAAACAUUGGGCUUCUCUGCACCAAGCCGUCCCCGAAUGAGCGCAUCUGCAUGCAGGAAGUCACUGCAAGGUUGCACGGAAUCAAGAAAGCAUAUAUAUCAUAG
This is a messenger RNA of Miscanthus lutarioriparius, 2283 nucleotides long. NCBI's taxonomy places the organism in Eukaryota, Viridiplantae, Streptophyta, Magnoliopsida, Poales, Poaceae. The record is from the annotation of a GenBank genome assembly.